This is a messenger RNA of Geodia barretti, 360 nucleotides long. NCBI's taxonomy places the organism in Eukaryota, Metazoa, Porifera, Demospongiae, Tetractinellida, Geodiidae. The record is from the annotation of a GenBank genome assembly.
AUGGCCCACGGAGGGUUCCUCCGUGAACAUUCCGGCGACGCUGAGCUAGCCAGCCACGCGAUGCACGACUACACCCAGGCCAAACUCGAGCCGCAGACCAGAGCGAUGCUGGACUUCGCGGCAAAGCUGACCCGCACGCCCGCGGAUAUGACGGAGGCAGACGUACGGCGUCUGCGCAAUCACGGUCUCAGCGACGAGCAGAUACUAUCCACCGUGCUCAUCACCUGCACCUUCAACUUCAUGACACGGCUGGCUGACAGCUUGGGUGUGGAGCCGCCCGAGGGCCGGCAGGAGUCCCACUCCCAGUGGAUGAGCUUGGCUGCAAGGAGCCAGGACUGGCUGAUGACCCCUCGGGCCUGA